Messenger RNA from Exophiala mesophila, 3568 nucleotides. RefSeq lists its product as uncharacterized. The transcript has 2 exons. Gene Ontology annotation, molecular function: microtubule motor activity; microtubule binding; ATP binding. NCBI's taxonomy places the organism in Eukaryota, Fungi, Ascomycota, Eurotiomycetes, Chaetothyriales, Herpotrichiellaceae. The record is from RefSeq and is a predicted model, not a curated record. Bases 191 to 3283 code for a protein of 1030 amino acids. Gene Ontology annotation, biological process: microtubule-based movement.
ACCACAUUCUACGACUGAUGCUUUGAAGAUAUUGACAUCGAGUCCCAUUCUAUCAACCUCUAACUGUGACUCUGUUUUGACUUGUGUCUUUCUUGACCACUACCAGGACUCUCGUUUUGUCUGUUUAUCUCAUGUAUCCCCGUCAGUCUUGAUUCAUUCUACGGAGACUGCAGCCACACAGAUCUUCAAGAUGGUGGCGCCCGGCGCUUCAUCAAUCUCAGUCACUGUUCGAGUCCGUCCAUUCACCAUCAGAGAAGCAGCUCAGCUCACCAAGUGCGACGAUACCACCAUAUUUCUUGGAGACGGUUCUCUUGCCGCAGCACCUGCCCCGAAACUCAGCCAAAAGGGCAUUCGAUCCGUCAUCAAAGUGGUCGACGACAAAUGCCUUGUAUUUGAUCCUCCCGAAGAUAAUCCCGUGCAGAAGUUCUCUCGAUCGGUAGUCCCAUCAGGAAAGCGAGUCAAAGACCAGACAUUCGGAUUCGAUAGAAUCUUUGAUGAAAAUGCCUCCCAGGCAGAAGUUUACGAGGCCUCGGCCAAGCCACUGCUGGACAGUGUUUUGGAUGGAUACAAUGCGACUGUCUUUGCCUAUGGUGCAACUGGCUGCGGCAAGACUCAUACCAUCACUGGAACGGUCCAGCAGCCGGGCGUCAUAUUUCUGACCAUGCAGGACUUAUUCGAAAGAGUGAGUGAAUCGUCUACGGACAAAGUGACCGAGAUCUCUCUGUCGUAUCUGGAAAUCUACAACGAGACCAUCCGAGAUCUGCUGGCCCCCAACAACUCCAAAACUGGAUUGAUGUUACGUGAGGAUGCCAACCAAGCUGUUUCGGUGGCAGGUCUCACCACUCAUCACCCUCAGAACGUACAAGAAGUCAUGGAUAUCAUCAUGCAAGGCAACGAACUGCGGACAAUGUCACCCACCGAGGCCAACGCAACCUCUUCCCGCUCACACGCUGUCCUUCAAAUCAAUGUAGCGUCCAAAGAUCGUAACGCCAGCGUGGAGGAACCACACACCAUGGCAACGCUGAGCAUCAUUGACUUGGCAGGCAGUGAACGCGCGAGUGCCACCAAGAAUCGAGGGGAGAGACUGUUGGAGGGUGCCAAUAUCAACAAAUCUCUCCUGGCACUUGGAAGCUGCAUAAACGCCUUGUGCGACCCACGCAAACGCAAUCACGUGCCGUACCGGAAUUCGAAAUUGACGAGAUUGUUGAAAUUCUCCUUGGGUGGCAAUUGCAAGACGGUCAUGAUUGUUUGCGUCAGUCCCUCCAGCACCCACUUUGACGAAACCCAGAAUACCCUUCGAUAUGCCAAUCGAGCCAAAAACAUCCAGACCAAGGUCACUCGGAACGUAUACAAUGUCAAUCGGCACGUCAAGGACUUCCUGGUCAAGAUUGAUGAGCAGAUGACCUUGAUCAACGAGCUCAAGGCUCAGCAAAAGGACUACGAAGCCCUGGCAUUUGCCAAAUUCAAAAAGCAGAAUGAGAAGAAGGAGGUCAUCACUCGAGAAGGGAUCCAGAGAGUGCGGGCAGCGUAUGACAAUUCUGCAACCGAACGACAGGAACGGACCAACAACAUGUUGAAGCUCAGACAGAUUGGCCGAAGAAUUGCAAUGCUCGCGUCGUGGAUUGCAGCAUUCGAGGCCGUGUGUGAGUCAACAGAAGACGAGGACCCAUUGCCAAAUAUGCAAGUUAUCAAGAAGACUGCGCGUGGAAUCAUGGUGGAACUCGAAACUGGUCGGCAUCAUUGCCAGCAAAAGAUUAUCAAGAGUGCCUGGGACAGAGGUAUGAACAGCGCGUUGGAUCACAGCCUACGGCAACUGAAAGAGGUUGACACCAGCGACAUGAUGGAUUCCGAGACACUUCGACGUGAAGUCGAAUUGCUCAAGACCACAGCCGAGAGAGAGGCUCUAGCAACUGUGUCGGAGCAGGACAAGUCUGGCGAUGCGCCGACCAUUCAAGUCCUUUUGCAUGCCCACUUUGAGACCAUUUCCGCGAUUGACAGCCUGAACAAGAUGAGCGUCGACGAAGCCGUAGAGGCUGCCAAUCAGAUUCUGGGCAAAAUGCUGGCUUCGGCCAGUGGUGCUGCCUCGUAUGUGGUCAAACCAGACGGUAGUCUGGCCCCUGCUGAGUCAUCUGCCCCAAGCAAAGCCGGCACUCCCAAACGCCGCAAGCAGACUUUCAAUACCUCGAUCCUCGAUAUCAGUCCCACACGGCCCAAGGCGCCAGCAGUCGCCCCUCCUCAUGUUUCAGGCUCUCCUCUGCGGCCAUCUCCACGAAGACGGGGUAUGGUUGGACCAGUGAAGAAAGGCCACUCCGUCUCUUUCACCCCCAAGAAGAGAAAGUCGCCUGUCAAGAAUGUUAGACGAGCUGUACGAUGGAAGGACGAUACCGAAGACGGUGCUUUGGCCGAGUUCGAGAAGACACCGCAGAAGUUCCACUCAUCGCCACCUGAAGAGUCAACUCUAGAGAUCACACUGCCCCAGGUGUCUGAUCUUGCAGCGUCACUGGCCCAACUCCAAACGACAUCACCCGAUUCUUCUCCCGUCCUCCCUCCGCCAGAGCCCAGUAUCAGUCUCACUUCGCAAGGCAGCCGAUUUCAGGCCGGAUUUCUAUCUAAGAAAUACGAUGGUUCGCCGUAUUCGUCAAAGAUGCCACCACCGAGAAUGACCCCACUUUCAUCAUCCUCAGACAGUGAGGUGUCACCCCUCAGAGAACUCAACCCUAGUCAGUCCUCUAACAGAGGCUCCCUGACGCCAGUGAGUUCGAACAAAAUCGAGUCCAAGUCGUGUGUCGAAGGAGACAAUGCGGAAUCAUCAGCAGCUUCGGGAUCCGAUACUGAAAAUCGAGAACGAAAGGACAGCGAAGAGGUCAUUUGCAUUCGAGACGCUGUCCGACGAUCGAGCUCAUUCCGACGAUCUGGGAUUAACAAUGCCAGAACACAGCGUCGUCGCUCGCCUACGGCCGCAACAGGCAUCUCGGUGUCCCCGACCAAUGAGCACUUGUUUGGACCAGGACAUGUUCGUCGAAUGGUACACGGCAAGACAGACAAGGAAAACGAUUGGAAAGUCGGAGUAUUGAGCCCACACGUGCAAGGGGUUGUCAGCCACGGCAAGAGUAUGAGUAUGAAUGGUGCUAGGAGGACCACGCUGAGCGGGAUGGACGUCCGAUCUACCCCUAGUGGCAAUGAUCGGACCGCGAGACUGAGCUCAAUAGCAGCAUCGCAUGGACAUUUGCAUUCAGGAUCUCGAGGCAGUCUGAUGCCUUCUGGAAAGGCAGUUUGGCGGUAGACAGAAUGUGCAAAAGCAUUGAGGGUGUUUGUGGGUCUGAUUUGGAAGUCUCUGGAGCCCGGUCAGGCUCUGGACCGUGUUGGGAGUUGGGACGGUCUGCUAUUGAUUCGCUUGCUGUCAAUGUCUGGCAUGACAGGAUAUGGAUUUUGUCAGGAGCCGGUUGUGAAGGGAUUCGAAUUGUGCUCAGUCAUAGUCGCUGGCAGGGCAGUUGUGUUGUUCACAAGUGGAGAGAGUUGCGUACCACUUUGCUAGGUGUAGGUGUAAUUCUGAUGUCUCCACCUCUUG